Molecule: messenger RNA, 770 nt
Organism: Solanum dulcamara
Lineage: Eukaryota; Viridiplantae; Streptophyta; Magnoliopsida; Solanales; Solanaceae
Product: transcription factor JAMYB-like
Exons: 3
Coding region: 15-770 (251 amino acids)
Biological process (GO): regulation of DNA-templated transcription
Cellular component (GO): nucleus
Molecular function (GO): DNA-binding transcription factor activity; sequence-specific DNA binding
Source: RefSeq, a predicted model, not a curated record
UAAUAUUUGAGAAUAUGGAACAAGUAUCAAUAAUGGAGAUGAAGAAAGGACCAUGGAGUUCAGAUGAAGACUAUAAACUCAUCCAUUCCAUCUCCUUAUUUGGCCAAGGACGCUGGGAUUCACUAGCUCAUGUUGCCGGGUUGAAGCGUAGCGGUAAGAGCUGUAGAUUGAGAUGGUUGAAUUAUUUGCGGCCAAACUUAAAACGAGGGAAAAUAACUCCUCAAGAGCAGCUUCUUAUUCUACUACUUCAUUUUCGCUUUGGAAAUCGAUGGUCAAAGAUAGCAGAGAAUUUGCCAGGAAGAAGCGAUAACGAUGUUAAGAAUUACUGGAGAACCAAAGUACAAAAACAUGCAAAAGUGCAUCAUUGCGAUGCCAAUAGUCAACAAUUUCGACACUUCCUUCUCUAUCAAUGCCUGCCCUCUCUGCUGGCUCAACAAAUACCGACUGCCACAUCGUUAUCAUCGUCUUCUUCUGAAAUUAUGACGGAGAAUUAUCCUCGUAAUAAUAUCACAUGUCCAAACGUUAAUAUCAUCUCAUCAACGGAUUCAUUCGUAGCAGCAAAUGAUAGUGAUAUCUGGAACAACUUGUCUAGUUUUGAAGAUGGAAUUAAUAUUUCUCAUGAUUUUUCAACCGCGGGAGAUAUGACGCUUUAUAAUUGUUCAUCUCAUGAGGAUGAGCAUCACAAUUAUUGGGCAAGUGUAACAUCACAAAUAUCACCUGAUGAAACACUACGUUUGGAUGAUGAUAUCGACCUUUGGCUCUUUCCUUAG